AUGACUUAUUUUACAGGGUGUGCAGAUCAUUCUAAGAAAAAAAUAAAUUCUUAUUUAAAACCUAAAAUAAAUCCAUCAUAUGUAAAUGGAGAUAGUUAUCUUUGGCUUCUUAAGCCUACAAAUACUAAUAGAGGAAGUGGCAUUUUUAUUUUUAAUACUUUGGAUGAACUAGAAAAACACAUAUUUUAAUUUCAAUAAGAAAGUGAUUAAAUAAAUAAUUGCUUUAUUCAUUUAACUAAUAAUGCAAUUUAGAGAUUUUCAGAUAAUUAUGGAGAAUUCGAAAAGGGUAAUUAGUUGAGUUUAUAAUCUUUUUUUGAAUACUGCAAAAAAGUAGAUCCGAAUAUCGAUAUAGAAAAAAUGCAUUCUGAAAUGAAAAAUAUAACUAUGAUGACUAUGUAAGCUGCAAAAAAGAAAAUAAAUGCAGAAAAUAUAAAACAUACUUUUGAAAUUUUCGGAUAUGACUUCAUUAUUGAUUAUAAAUUUAAUAUAUUUCUUAUUGAAGUAAAUACUAAUCCUUGUUUGGAUGAGUCUUCUCCCCAUUUAUAAUAAUGCCUUAAAAGAAUGCUAGAUGAUGGUUUUAAAUUAACUGUAGAUUAAAUAUUUCCAAAAAAACAAAAAGAUUAUCCUUUUUUUAAAUCUAAUUCUUAAGUCUAUAUUAAAUAAUCAUUGCUUUAAAAAAACAGUAUGCCUGAAUCGUUAGAAUAAUAAGAUAAUCUAAAUUUAGGAUAAAAUGAAGGAAAUAAAAAAGGUACUAAAAGUUUAAAUAAUUCCUGGCCUAUAGAUGGUUUUUCUAAUUAGGAAAAUAUGUGGGAAUAUUUAGGGUCUAUUUAUUAUAAGACAGUUUCUAAAUCUAUUAAUUAAAGGAAGCCUUUUUGA
Ichthyophthirius multifiliis is the source of this 876-nucleotide messenger RNA. Its product is annotated as tubulin-tyrosine ligase family protein, putative. The record is from RefSeq and is a predicted model, not a curated record. The transcript has 2 exons. Lineage: Eukaryota; Ciliophora; Oligohymenophorea; Hymenostomatida. Gene Ontology annotation, biological process: protein modification process.